UCGAGGGAGGUAGCGUGAAGUUUGUCCGCGCUGGCUGCCCAUCCCUGUGGAAGCUCAUGCCAUUGUCUCGUUUUCAAAAACAGUCUGUCUAGUCGGAAACAUUGAAACUGGGUAAUUAUAGUUAAGGCUUGUUUCAGACGCUGCCAAAUCCAAGUAUGAGCUUAUGAGAAGUGUACGAGUAGCCCUAGUAUGCAACAAGUAGUUGAACAUAGAAAAGAGCAUUUGGAGUGAAGAGAAGCGCGCAGAGCAGGUGUUGCUGUUGCUGAAUGGUAUGAGUUUUUGAGCAGUGCCAGAAGUCAUGGCAGAGCUGGAAGUGGAUCAGUCCAACCUGCCCAGAGUCCAGGAGGUGUGCCAGUGUUUUGCUGAACUGGAGGAUGGAGCUCUAGCUCAUAACCUACAGGAGCAGGAAAUUGAGCAGUACUACAACUCAAAUGUGCAGAGGAGUCAGCUGGUGCAAAGGGACAUCAGAGUAGCUAAGAGACUCCAAGAUGAGGAAGAGUAUAGAGCUCAGAUGCUGCAGCACCAGGCCACUCACCAGCUGGAGGAACGGGACUCUGAAUAUGCACGCAUGAUUCAGGAGGAGAUCCAGCGGAGUGCGGACGAAGCUUGGAGGAGGGAGGUGGAGGACGAGGAAAUAGCAAAAAGGAUACAGGAAGAGGAAGAGCUUUAUUUGAGACACAGGAGCAGUUACCAAAAUAAAGAUGGUAGAGGACCUGCUCUUAGGAGUGGAACGGCUGCUCUUGACUUGGGAGAGCUGGAGAAAGUGCUACUGGAUGAGGAGCUGGCCCGCAGGCUUCAGGAAGAGGAGGAGAGAUCGGCCGAAGAGACUCAACAAGGUCCCUCUCCUCUUAGAAGGGACUGUCCUAUUGGAGAUUUCAGAGCGGCACAGGUUGCUCAAGAUGAGGAAAUUGCACGUUUCAUGCAGAAACAGGAGAUUAAGGCUAAACAGAGGUCUCCUGAGCUGGAAUCUGUUCGAGAAUACUGGGAGAAUGACAGGAGAACAGCAUGUGACAGACAGAGGCGCAGACUGGAUGCUGAAGGUCUUCAGUACCCAUUUGAUGACUUCACCCCAGACAAUCAACUCCCUAGUCACAUUUCCGUGACAAUGCAACCGCAAGCCAUCAGGAAUAUUGCUGAAGAGCUGGACCCAACCUUUCAAAGGAAGGAUUCUGCUGAAUCGGGACAAAUUAAUGGUUCCUGUCAAAAUCAAACAUCACAAGAAGUAGGUUUGAAGAGCCCCUUGGAAGAACCUACUUUUGUGCCCCCCACAAAACGACAGAGUGACAAACUGGAACGAGUAAAGCCCAAGGAGAAAAAGGAAAAUGCAAAACAGAAAGAGAACUGCAAGCAGCAGUGAUGCUGGACAUGUGUGAAAUCAACUGCAAUAAUGAAUUAAUAACCAAAUUAGAUUAAAGAAAUGCAUGCAUGUCCUGGCAGUUUGGGGCUUUCCAGUCUUCUGCUUUCUCCAAGACUUGGGAUACUUUUGUAUUCAACAAAUCAACUUGAACUUGCAAAACAGGGACACUCCAUUCAGAUAAACAGAUGUUUAAUAGUAAUAGCAUUAAGUCAUGUCAUGCUCUAUUGGUUUGUUUCAUUUUUAUUUACCUUCUGGUUAGAGGCUGGUAUGUCACCACAGAGGGAAAGCUCCCACUAGCGGUACUUGGCAUUACGCAUUUGACUUCUGGGAAAACCUGAAAUGAUACUAUGCUUUGAUAAAGGAAGUUAGCACAUUGUUGAGUGAUCCUCUUUGGAGUUUUUCUGCAUGAUUCUUGAUCUCUUAAGAUAUUUAAUCAGGCAUUCUUUUUUAAUUGCUUGUACUUUUUUCCUGUAUUCCAGGAACUACACUAGUCUUAAUUUGCCCAAAGUGUCAUUUUAAUUUCUAAUGGUUGCCUUCAGUAUGUAAGAAUGUCUUUGUAUAAAGUUAUAAAAAAAAAACUUUUGCAAAACCAAGUCAUGCUUUCACAAAUUAAAUGUUUAUUAUUCUUAAUAUUAUUUUAAUAGUUACUGGUUUACGAGACUGCGCCUUCUUUGUAGUGUACAUCAGCAUAGUCUCUAUAUAUGCCCUACAGUAGUUUUACCAGGCUGGAGGAAAUGACACUUUCAUGUAUGUUUUCUUGUAUUUUUUAACUGAUGCUGAGUGCUAAGAUUAUGUUUUCAUUGUAUUCACUACUGUUAUGGCAAUAAUGUGUUGUCAUGAAUCAGUAGGCCUUCAUUGCCUAUCUAAAGUUUAAAGAUUGCUUUGUACAGAAGACACAAAUUUUUAUUUAUAUAUGUAUAUAUAUAUAUAUACAUAUCUUUCUUGAUGUACAUCAAUAAACACUUUUUACAUUUACAGCAGAAAUUUCGUGGAUUUAAAUUUAGACUAGACAGAGGUUAAGACUUUCCCUAAUACCAACAAAUUCAUGCAAAUCUCUGCGGGAAGCACCUCAAACAUCAAGUUCCAAAGAGACCUUCCUUCUCUUCCCACAAAAUGAAACUUGCGUGUAAAAAAAAA
Molecule: messenger RNA, 2494 nt
Organism: Sinocyclocheilus anshuiensis
Lineage: Eukaryota; Metazoa; Chordata; Actinopteri; Cypriniformes; Cyprinidae
Product: coiled-coil domain-containing protein 50-like
Exons: 12
Coding region: 299-1357 (352 amino acids)
Source: RefSeq, a predicted model, not a curated record